Molecule: messenger RNA, 15435 nt
Organism: Xyrichtys novacula (pearly razorfish)
Lineage: Eukaryota; Metazoa; Chordata; Actinopteri; Labriformes; Labridae
Source: the annotation of a GenBank genome assembly
GAGCAGAGAAGCAUGAAGGGUGACUCUGCCACACAGCGUCUCCCUCUUCAGAGGAGUAUUCAUUCCACUGCAUCUCUCACCCACUCUCUCACUCUCCCCCUCCCUCCCUCUCUCUCUCCUUCUCUCCCUCUUCCUCUCUCCUCUUUCCCUUGUCUGGCACUGCUGGUAUCUCUCCAGUUGUUUCCUACCUUCUUUUUUUCAGAGCCCGAUCUCUACCUCAGUCUCCCCCUUUUUUCUGAAACAGCAUCAUAAUAUCUUCCCUUUUCUCUGUCUUUCACACUUUCUAUCUGAAUAGAGAGGAAUGCAGUAUGUGGCAGGCUGUGGCUUUCUGGCUGUUGAUACUUUCGACUCUGCUAGAGGGUGAGUGACUGUCAUUGAUAUUAGUGGUCUAACAAGUGUGUUUUCUGCAUUUGCUGUGUGUGCUUUGCAUGACAGUGCAUCUGAUCACUUUGUAAUAGCUUCACGUUAGCUUGUUAGGUAGAAAGAGUGAUUGUUAGUGGGUAGAAAAACUUGUCAUGUAUCAAUUUGCUGCAGAUUUUAAAGCUUAAUCUGCUCAAUUAGAUAGAUAGAUAGAUAGAUAGAUAGAUAGAUAGAUAGAUAGAUAGAUAGAUAGAUAGAUAGAUAGAUAGAUAGAUAGAUAGAUAAUUGAAAAGAAAGGGAAGGGUGAUAAUGAGGCUUCAUCUGGGUAAUUUAUUAUGAUUGGACAUGACAGUAGGGGCUAUUAAUCUGAAUUAUACUGACUGUGCAGCCAUAUUGAUGAUAACCAAGGUCUAGUUAGGGAUUAUAGAUCUGACAUUAUACACUCAGAGCAUAAAUCCUAAAGCCUUUUUUGCUUAGUGUAUAUCUCAUAAAAUGGCAUGUAGGGUUAAAAAGCUAUGUCGGCUAAAGAAAAGGCUCGGUGCAGACAUUCAAAGUGUGAAGUCGUUUUUAAACUUGCGCAGGGACCCACAAGUGACUUCUCCGUCUGUGUCAAAGUGAUUGAAUCAGGAGUGAAUCAAAGGAGUUACAGAGCAAAGAAAGACACUUGCCUGCUUUCAUUGUCCUGAGUGCUGUGUGUGUCUGUCAGGGGGUGUUUCUGUGGUUAAUGGCCUCACUUUUUUCCAGCAGAGAAUGAAACUGACAUUUUUACGGUUGUGGAAAGACUCCGUCUGUCUGCUGGUGAUCAAUCAGAGAUGUAAUUGAUUAGCAGGAGCGGGACUCUCUCUCUUCUUCUGCUUCCCUUUCAUACAUUUUCUGUCUGUGUUCUCUUAUCUUGUUCUUUGAAAUCCCCUCUACAAUACGUCUCUGAGCUGCUUCAAAGAUAGUGACCAUAUCUUUGAAACUUCACCUUUUCACAUACUCAUCCUAAAGGGCCACUUUUCAUUCGAACUCCAUCGGAGGAUGUCCACUCUCUCUCUUUCUCAGUCUUUCCUUAUUGUUGACUUACCUGGCCAACAAUUUUGACCUCACUUCUCUGUCAUUGCUACCAAACUGUGCACUUCAGUGAUUUCUUCUUGUCUUUCCUGACACAGCUUUACAUCUGUCACUUUUUGACUUAAUCUAUUCCUCUGAUCCUACUCCCCCAUCUCCCCCAUGUCAUUAUUUCUCCCCUCCUUAGUAUCAGAGCAGGGUCCUCACCAGCGCUUUUUAUUGCGGGAGCUGCUGAGAGACUACAACCCCAUGGAGAGGCCAGUGGCCAAUGAUUCCCAGGCCCUUACUGUUCAGUUCUCCUUCACUCUGAUUCAGGUCAUGGAUGUGGUAUGUAUGGCUGGAAAAAAACACAAUCAGUCAUCCAUAGAGUGGAAAAAAAAGAAGUCUGUUAUCACAUAACACGGCUUCACAUUAGUGAGAGAAUUCUUUGUUCUCAACUCAGAAAUAUGUCCACAUAGAUGUUAAGACUACAGGCAAUGUUGUUUAAGAUAAAUUUCCCAAAACUUAAUAGUUACAGCUUAUGUAGAGGACAAAUGCAGACUCCAGCUAGUGGCUUUAGAUCAACCAAUAUUCAUAUUCAUAGUUUAAUUAGUUUUGAAUUUAUUUCACUUUGAUUUUCUUCUUUUUUUAAAAUCUAAUUUCAGUUUGAAUUAUUCCUUAAUGCUAGGUCAUUUGUUUAGUUUCAGUUUUAUUUUCUGAAAAAGCUUAGCCUAGUUUCAGAGUCCAAGUGUAAUAAAGAUUGUAUGACUUUUAGUGUUACUUGUUUUCUUUAAACACAGGAUACCUAUCAAGGAGAAAACUACCAUGUUAUAAAAGCUUCAAACAUUAUACCAUGUUUUAAAAAUGUGGUCAAACACAUGAUAACAAUAAUAAUAAUACUACUAAUAAUAGUAAUAAUAAUAAUAAUAAUAAUAAUAAUGAUGCAUCAGAUUUUAUAGCACUUUUCACCUGUGACCUCUAAGCGCUUUACAUUGGAUACAUCAUUCAUUCGCUCACACAGUCACACCCUGGUGAUGGUAAACUACCUUGGUAGUCACAGCUGCCCUGGGACUGACUGACAGAAACAUGGCUGCCAAUUUGUGCCUACGGUCUCUCCGACCAACACCACACAACCAUACACCAGUGUCGAUUUGAAAGAGCUCAUCCCAUGGGUUUUAAUGUAUAGAUUGAAGAUUAAAAGUUGUUGGUGUCAUCAAUGUCCCCAUAGGUAGUGGUUUAGGUGUGGUUAGUGGGUGUUGCUUUAACACUCAAUCUGCCAUGCUCACAAAUAUUCAUAAAUCCAGUAACCGCACCACAAUAAAUUCAGAAAGAUGUGGCUUGUUGGGCUGAUGCAUCAUGUCUCGUCUGUGAUCUUAUGUCAGUGAAUGCCAUUUAUGAGGUUUUGUACGUGUUGUGAGUUUUCCUUCAUAAUAUUAAACUUGGUACAAAUUCCCCAACCAAUAAAUCUGUAGAUGUUGGGUUAAAAUAUACACUUUUCCAUAAAUCAUAAAUCAUUUUUUCCUCCUUUGUGUUCUGUGUUCUUCAAGGAUGAAAAGAACCAGAUUAUCACCACCAAUGCCUGGCUGCAGAUGGUGAGUCAAGCUGAUAACUUAAUGAAAGAGAUAUUGAUCCUUGAGAAGUAAAAUCUCAUUUUAUGCACACCGUCUUUUGCAAGAUCAGCUAAAUAGCAAUGCCCCAGAUGAUGGAUUUCAGUUUUAUGAUAAUGGACACCUCUCACAGGGGGAUGUUCAAAGAUCCAGAGCAGGUUUCUCUAUUUUUCUGCUAAUCUUUUUAGAAAAUCCUGAGAAUUCAUCAUACUGUGUUACGCUGUAAAUUUGCAACCUUUACUGCAUAUAACACAGACUUUUGAAAUGUAUGCUUCAUAUGGAGUAAACAAACACAAGCAUUUAUAAAUUACAUUUUGUCCUUAUUAUUGUUCUCAUGCAAAACCAGUGCUGUGCUUGUGUCUCCCAGCACUGGUAUGACCAUUACCUUCAGUGGAACCAGUCUGAGUAUCCUGGUGUCAAGAACCUCCGUUUCACCCCCGAUCAGGUCUGGACACCAGAUAUUUUGCUCUACAACAGGUAAGACUAGCAAAGUGUGCACCCCUAUCCUCUGUUGCCUCUACCUCUGCUGCUCCUAACUCAGUCUCACCCUUGGGAUGCUCUCUUCCAGCGCUCAUGACAAGUUCGAUGCCACCUUUAAGACCAAUGUGCUGGUAAACUCCAGUGGCUUCUGUGAGUAUCUGCCUCCAGGUAUGUUUUUAAAAAUCAGCAUUUUGUCCUCAAAUUCAAACUGUUAUUCAUACUGCCAUUAAUAAAUUUGCCUCUGACUUACUCCAGAUGGCUGCAAAAAAUCGUCAUUUGGCUCCAAGAUGGUUUUCAUAUUUUUGGUGUUAACUUCUCUGUUUCCCCUCCAUGUUUUAAGGAAUAUUUAUCAGCACAUGUAAUGUGGAUGUUAGAUGGUUUCCAUUUGACAUCCAGCGCUGUGAGCUCAAGUUUGGCUCCUGGACCUUUGAUGGUUGGCUGCUGGACAUCCAAAUGAAGGAGGCAGACGUGUCAGGGUACAUGCCCAACGGAGAGUGGGACCUUUUGGGUAAGGACAGCUGUGGAAGCCCUGGGUGACUGAUGGUGUUGCCUUGUUAAGGUCCUUAUAUAACUGCCAUCCGGUGCUGUACCUGACCUAUAAAGAUAAUGUGAUUUAUUUGAUGUGUUUUUAUGGGUGUACAAUCAGGCAGAGUGCUUUUUUACAAAUUGAUGUUAACGAUUUUGAAAAUAGAGUGGCGCUUAAAGUGUGGUACACAUCAUAACCUACGCGUAUCACUCAGUGACAGUAAGGGCAGGGUCCAUCCCCCCCUUAUAACUCUGGAGGGAAUAAGCAAUAAAGUUACUGGAGGGAUGGAUGGAACUUGUUACAGCUGUCGAAUGCAAAGACUACUGAAAGAGUAGUCAGGUUAAAAAUGAGCUGCUCAGCAGUCUAAUCCAUCUCAUUACACAACCAACCAACCCACCAACCAAAGAGCCAAACAAAAGAAAGUCAUAAAUAAAACUUAACAGCACAAUACUAACACAAAAAACACCACCUGAAACCUCCCACCAAGUACAGAAACAACCACUGCUCAUGAUAACAACCGAUAAAUCAUCAACCCUUAAAAAACAUUAACAAUCACACCAUGACUAAGACUUUGGCAACAUCCUACAACUACAAAACAUGAUCAACAUUAUCAACAAGCUGAGAUGGCUCAAUGUUUAUUAAAUUCACAACAACCCAUAAUCACAAUUUUACUCGUGAACAAGACCCCAAGAUACUUGAAAUCCUUUACUUGCGGCAGAGACUUACUCCUUACCCAGACAGAGCAGUUCACCCUUUUCCGGCAGUCAAUCAAUAUUCCAACCCUCAUCUAUGGUCAUGAGCUGUGGGCUGUGACCAUAGACUGUAUAUGGAAUGGCAAAUAUACUGUAUGUAAAGAUAGAGUUUAAGUGAAUUUCUGCAAAAUGUGGGAUUGUGUUUUCUAAGAAAUAACUGGCUAGACAAUAAUUAUGUUUGGGUUAAGAUUUGAAAAAUUAAGUUUGUACAUAAAAGGUCAAGAUAUCACCAUAAAUACUGUUCUCUUUCUGUUUCCCUCAGAGGUUCCUGGAGGUCGUCAUGAAGUCUUCUAUGACUGCUGUGCUGAGCCCUACCCAGAUGUUACCUUCGUGGUGACAUUAAGAAGAAGGACUUUAUUUUAUGCUCUCAAUCUGCUCAUCCCAUGUGUGCUCCUCUCCUCCAUGACCCUGCUGGUCUUUCUGCUCCCUGCCAACUCGGGGGAGAAGAUCAGCUUAGGUGAGGAAUAAUAAGAGAGGAAGGAUGGUGUUACAUUUAAAAAAGGCUGAAUAUGAGAAAAUGGAAACCAAGGGGGUGGUAAAGGUAUCUUUUGCUGCAGUCUAGUGACAGAAUGAUCUUAUUUUACUCCAUUUGUGCUUUCUCUUACAAUCUGAGUAAACAUCACUGGGAAACUUUCAGUCAGCAUUGCAGUGUAUUUGACAAGAGGGAGGAGAUGAAAGAUUGAAAAAGAGAGAGAAAAAACAGAAUGAGGAAAAAGAAAGAUGAGACUGAAAAUUGAAUGAGCUUUCCUCUAUGUGUCACGGAGAUAAACGACUGAGGCGAGGAGUCAAGUGCAACAUACCAAAUAUACUUUUUCACAAAAUGUACUUUCUUCUCUUAUGGAUUCUCUUUUCUUUUUCUCCCACUUCUCCCUGGUGUCCUGUGUCUGCCUGCAGGCAUCACAGUUCUGCUUUCUCUCACUGUCUUCAUGCUGAUGGUUGCAGAGAUUAUGCCCGCUACUUCAGAUUCUGUACCUCUGAUUGGUCAGUUUCUUGCAGUCUUUGCACAUGCGUUUAACUGUAUGGGAGUUGUAAUGGUUUCAGGAGGUUGUAUACAUCAUUCAUGGCAUGCAUAUUAAAUGUGCUUAAUUCCCGUUGGUUUGCAGGUCAGUACUUUGCCAGCACCAUGGUGAUUGUCGGGAUGUCUGUGGUAGCAACAGUCAUUGUCCUUCAGUUUCAUCACCACAGUCCACACAAUGGACAAAUGCCCCGCUGGGUGAGUUAUGAAAAUAACACAUUAUGCGCUGUAUUUUUGAAGCAUUUUUCUCCAAACAAGAGCAAAUUUUAUACUACUUUGCAAGAAAUCAGAACGUUGCAGUAAGUUUCUAAAAACAUUAAAUUCAAUAUAAAACAAGAAAAGGUCAGGUUGAAAUACUGGCUGAAAACAAAAGGAGGAGAAAAUAACAGAAGAGGAACAUUUAACAGGAUUGAUGUGAGAGGCAUUUCGACAGGGGCCAGUGGAUUUUUUUCAGGCAAGUCAUUUCAGACUCUUUAUACAAUAGCCUGAUCCCCAUGGUUGUUAACUGGACUUUGCGAUAGUCAAAAGGUUGCUGAGUGCAAUGUGUGACGCUCAUAAGGAUUUAAUAGUUCAGUAAAUUAGCUCUGUGCCUGCUCAUGCAAAGUUUGCAGUAAAUCAUUUUAAUUCUGUCUUAAAGGAUCAGAUAGACUGACUGUAUAGAGAAGAUUGAGCAGGUCUUAUAUCAUACUAAAGUUCCUGUUAAUGGCCUCAGGGCUGGGGUUUGUAGCCUGCCAUAGAAAUUUUAGUCACAGAUAGAACAUGCAGGGAAAUGAUGUGAAAAUGUGAGAAAAGCUUGUGAGGAUUUCAGUCAAGUACAAGGUCAAAUCUCUCCAGGUUGAUUGAAACAAGAAUAAGCAAGCACUGUGACAUAUUGAUUAAAAUCUUAUCUGGAAUAAAAAGCUAAACAAAGAUUUAAAACUGUGGCCUUACGAAGCACGAUAAAAGUACCAGAAAGUAUUUAAAAAACCUUUUUCUGCUUCUUUACAGCUUAAGAGCUACAAAAGUCUUUGAGAGCCAGUUUUCAAUUACUAACACCUGGUGUUUGAACAUCUGAGUUGGUCCGUCUGCCACUCAAAACACACUUGAACAAACCUUUUCAUUCUCACUCCAAUGUUUUUACAUCUUUUCAGAUUUGUAAUUACCUCCUUUGUUUUAUUUGCCUUCCUCAUAAGUUUGCUGUAAGUUUGGUAACACUUUAUUUGACGCCUAUCUCUGUAUCCCCUAUCUCUCUCUCUAUAUAUAUAAUGUGUUAUAACCAAUUAUAGCACUGUAUAGCUAUAGUUAUAAAUGCUCAUAAAUGACCAUAAUUCUAUAGCAACAAUCAUAAGACAUUAUAAAGCAUUUUAUCAUGACUCACAAGGUCAGGUAUUAUAAUGUGUUAUAACUGUUAACAACAGUUUUUUAUCAUGAUCUUGUAAGUCAUGAUAAAAUGCUUUAUAAUGUGUUAUGAUUUUUGCUAUAAAGCAUUAUGAUCAUUUAUGAGUGUUUAUAACUAUAGUUGUACAGUGCUAUAACAUGAUUAUAACACAUUAUAAAUAUAUUUAUAAUGCGUUAUAGAGAUAGGCGUCAAAUGAAGUGUUACCGUUUUUUAUUUUUAGAUAGUACUAAAUGAUAAAAAAAUCUAUAAUUUUUGAAGUUCUUGUACAUCAUCAGAAGGCCAGUGAAGACCAUAAGCAGUGCUUUUUUAAUGGUCAUUUAUUGUGUGCUUGAUUUGUAAUAAAUGUAAGUAUUUGAAAUUGCCUGAUCUUUUUCCUCGUCAACCUUACAUGACAGUUAAAAAGGUCACGGCUGAGUCAGCGGCAUGUAACUGACCUCAGUAAUGGAAGAAUCAUCCACUUGUGUCAGAUGUGUGACAGUCCUUUUAUAGCAUGCUCACUCUUGUGUAUCAAGAGGAGACACAACAGACAAGUUUUGCCCUCCAGUGUCGGGACAGUUUAUCCCUGUAUACUCUGAAUCUCUCAACCAUUCAAUAGUUCAUACUUUAUUUUGAUAGGACUUCAAAAAAAUUAAAAUACAGCAACAAAAACAUACUACUUGCUACUGUAUUGUCUAAUGGAUUAACAGCUGAGCACAAAUUAUGUAACAUUGCAGAACGUGCAACCUCAGAGUCUGCAGCUGAAGGAUGUCAGACUGGUUUGUUUAGUAUGUCUAAUAUUUGCAGGGUCAGCACCACCAGCCUCUAGUCAUCCGUAAUGGUUGACAUCUGCAUGCUAGUGCUAUGCAUUGUGCCUGUUUAGGGGACAUGUGCCACUUAAACCAAACACAGCCUACAUGAAAUUUGAUCUCCAUUUUCAGAUCAAAAUACUACUAAUCUGCACCAUGCUAUCAUCAAUCAUCUGUGCUUGUUUACAUCUCAGUAGAAAAAAACUAACAGCAUUGUGGCAAUAAUCACUCACAGGCUCAUAUUAAUGAGAGCAGUUUCUUUUGUUACCUCCUCCUCUCCCUCCCUCUUGUGUUUACUUUCCCUAUCUGUAAAUGCAAUUUCGUUGUGCAAAGUUGCAAUGACAAUAAAGACCAUACCAUACCAUACCAUACCAUACCAUAGGAGCAACAGCAAUGUUUGGUAGUGACUGGUUACACUGCAGCUGAGAAGCAACAUAAAUCAGCAUUUUGGGCUUUUAACAAUACAGAUAUUAUCUAAUCUAAUAAGAAGAUAACUUUGACAGUCUCUAGGGUCCUCAGGUCUCAGAGGGUAGUAUUUCUCUGUGUCGGCUGCAUAGCAGUAACAGUAGACUUUGUGGCACAGUGUAAUUUAGCUAAGUGGCAGCAUACUCUAUAAAUAACGAAUAAAAUCGGGCCUAAAACUGAACCUUGCGGUACACCACAGGCAAUGUUUAAUGUUGAGAAGGAGUCAGGGUGCUUCCAUGUCAUCACCCAACGCAGCGUCAUUUCCCAACAUAAAGUCAUACACUGACACACUAAUAUUUGUACUUCAUUUCAGGGUUCAGUGUAGAAGUAGGAAGGUGUAGUAUCUUUGUUUUUAGCCCUGCAGCAGAAUCUCACCAUUAAUGUCGCUGUUAAGGCCUGUUAUAUCAUGCCACUCUCCGUAGAUAGGAGGUCUUUAUUUAUUACUCAGAAAGAUUAACAGGAAAGUUGUAUUUCUAAUCCAUACAGAACAAACAUUCGGCACCAACUAAAACUUUCAUUUCAACCAGCAACCCUGAGCAGAAUGAGACUCAUUCAUAGCCAUUUACUGGGAUUAACAGAUGCAGAAAAGACUUUUAAAAUGUAAGCAUAGAAAGACAUCUUUUAGUAAGUGAGUUAUUAUUUUAGGAACUGCUACAGCGGUAUAAAGAGUGCAUGUGUGUUCUGAUGUGUGUUGUGUGUGUGUGUCAGGUGCACUUGGUUCUGCUGCAGUGGGUCCCGUGGUUUCUGAGGAUGAAACGCCCAGGAGAGGGAGCAGAACCGAUUCUCUCCAACAGCCAGGCCGACUGUCAGAGCAAAACCCUGUCCUCUCCCACCACCACCACAACCACCACCACCACCAUCCACACGCCAUUACCCUCCACCCUCCCGCAGAGCCUCAACUCCCUGCAGGCCAGCCUGGCUCAGCUCAACCACCCCCUGCCCCAGCCGCUGACACACCGCCCCUCGGGCUCCCAGGCUCCUGUGCUCCCCAAUCCCAGCUUCAGAGAUCCCAGUUCACAUCCACAGCCCAACGGUCACCUGCUUUACAUGGGCUUCCAGAGCCUCCAGACGUCUGCAGAGCUGGACCCAGUUCAGAGGAGCAGAACUACAAGUCAUGGGAGGGUUCACAGUGGACCGGGUGGUGGAGAGGGAGAGGGUGCAGCAGCAGCAGGAGGAGGAGGAGGACUGGCUGGGGAAACACCUCUCCAUCACCACCUCCCAUGUUCAAAGUUUGGGAGCCCCCCACAGGAGACUCCACUUUCUCCAGAUCCUGACCCGUCUACUACCUCCCCUGGACCCUGCGGCUUGGAUACUUUGGGUGGAGCGGGGAGAUUGGUGGCUUCACAUAACCACAGCAGUACGACCCGAUCAAUUGCUGUAGAUAACCAGCUGCAGGCUCUUCUGACAGAGGUGCAGUUUUUAGUGGAACGAGUCAGGGAGCAGGACCGGCAGCUCAGUCUGGCCGAGCAGUGGCAAUUUGCUGCUGCAGUCAUUGACCGCUUGUUCCUGGUGGGGUUCAGUGUUUUUAACAUCAUCUGCACCAUUGCUAUUCUCAUGGCUGCACCUAACUUUGGAGAGGCAUUAUCAAAAGACUUCCUCUGACAGAACAAAGAGAGGAUAAUCGAGGAAGAGGAGAACAGGGUUUUUGGGAGUGGGGAUUUGCUGGAAGCACAAUCGCUGUCGUUACACUGAGACAUAAAACAGCAAAAUAUUCCUGGUUGGUACGGUGGAGUGGACCGUGACUGAGCAGCUUUACAUUUUAGUUAUUUUCUUAAUUUGAGAGUUUUUAUGACAGAGAACAAAGCAGAAGAUUUAAAGCUAUUCAUCCUUUUGCACCUGUUUCUGUGUGUUUGUCUUUCUGGAAUGACACGUAAACCCUCAUCUUAAACAAUCCAUAUUUUAAUGAACGGUGAAUUGAAACCUUAAUUAAAAGUUCAACAACAAUGCAACAAAGUUAGAAAGAAAUUAACCCCCAAAUCUGUCUAAAAAGCAGAAAGCAUGGCUCUAAAAAUUUUUAUUACAAUUUCGUACUGCUGUUUUUAAGCAUAACAUGAAGAUGAUCGGAGAGAAAACUGCUGUGCUGCAUGUAAAAACACACAUGAGCUUUUGGGGUCAUGCACGAUCCAGUUCACAUUUUAUUCUCCAAGGGUUUCUUUAAAGCUCCUGUGAGUAACUUUUGGAUUUUGUUAACCUUCGUUCAUCACCUCUUAUCUCUUUUCUGUUUUUUUUCAUGCACAUGUACAAGAUGUGUUUUCAAAAAUCCCAUAUUGUAUUAUUUUAAAUGUCCAACGCACCACCCAUCUUCAGCGCAGGAUUAUCUUUGAAAACUGUUGCUGAACAUGUUGUCAAUCAGCUUGGCAGCAGUGUUUACAAGCAUUAAAAACAACCACAUAGAAAUAAGUCUUCAAGGUGAGCGCAUUGAUUGCUUUUGUACGUCGUGUAAAUGCAUCAGUAUUGUCAGUCAGUUUCUUCACCAGCUAAGAACUCCUCACAGGUCCUUCAUGCUCUGUUAUUAUUGCUGUUUAGUGCCUUUUAUUAUUUAGUAGUGGAGAAUUUUGUGAGGGUUUCUCCAAACAAUACAGACCAGGAUCUCUGUGUGCUGCUUUGUUUUGUUUUCUCUUGAAUAUAAUGAAUAGAUUACUGCUAUCAAGUGCUGAUCUCUUGAAGAUGAUUCUCCUUCAUCAAACAUGGAUGGUUCUAUUCUUUCUAUUGUGAGUGAGUGAGUGAAUUCCCACUACUAUUUUCCCCUGCAUCUUUACAUUGGCUCACUUGACUUCUUCUGAGAUUUCUAAGAACUUCUCAAGAGUUUUGUCGGUAUAUGAAUCAAGCUUAUCUGAGUAAAACAGCCUGAAUGACAUCUACACAUUAAAGGGAUAUUCCAGAGCAAAAUUAGUUUAGGGUCAAAAACACAGUUAACACAGAGUUAGACACCCCCUCGAGAGAUGAAUGCUGCUGACUGCUUGCUUCUCUAGUUAUACCAACUUUAGGAAUGACUGCAGGAUAGCAAUACACAGCAGUCUGAGAAGCCAUAAACAAAACACCACUCUAUAGCCACAAAUAAUGCUCAGAACAGCACCUAACUUCAUCAACAGCACAUAUAGGGCCCUAGCCUUAGCACUAGUCCCCAAACAUCUUUUUAGCUUUGCCUAAUUUCUUUCGCAAAGAGAAUAAACACAAUUUACCCACUCUCUUCCAGCAGCCACUUGUUUGUAGUGAGAACUCGGGACAGUCCAUUAUGGACUACAGCGGGGUGCUGCAGCUCAAGGAAGAACAUUUAUGAUCAUUACUUUAUCAUUUCCUUGAAGUAAUAAUCAUCAUAUUAGUCAUUUUGCACUGCAGACGCAAUAGUUCUUCUGCCUUAGCAUCUUGGUCUGAUUGCAUUUCCAUGAAGAAAUGAUCAUAAAUGUUCUUCCUUGAGCUGCAGCACCCCACUGUAGUCCAUAAUGGACUGGCCUGAGGUCUCACUACAAACAAGUGGCUGCUGGAAGAGAGUGGGUGAGUUGUGUUUAUUCUCUUUGCUAAAGAAAUCAGGCAAAGCUAAAAAGAUGUUUGGUGGUUAGUGCUGUGUCUAGGACCCUGUAUGUACUGUUGAUGAAGUUGGUGCUGUUCUGAGCAUUAUUUGUGGCUAUAGAGCUGCGUUUGGUGGAGGUUUGUUUAUGCCUCCUCAGACCGCUGUGUAUUGCUAUCGUGUGGUCGUUACUAAAGUUGGUAUAACUAGAGAAGCAAGCGGUCGGUCAUAUUCAUCUCUCAAGGGGGUGUCUAACUUGGUAUUACAGUGUGUUUGACCCUAAAUUAGUUUUAUGCUGGAAUAUCCCUUUAAGAUAAAGUCAGUCAUUCAUUUCUGCAGUUAACAAGCACACUUAAAUUUGCUUCAUGCAGCCAUAAUGAUUCUUCUUUUCCUGUCAUAGUUCACUUUCUCUCAAAGUCAGCCCUGCAGAGACACUAAGUCUUAGCUGGCACAGUUUGAAAAUGUACUUGUUCCUUUUUUUUCAACUCUAGGAACCAAAUUUAGCUUCUUUUUUAAAGAUUUGGAUCAAUAAAGGAGGUUCAGACAACACUUUGUCAUAUUACAAGACUUUUAAAAGCCACAUCACCCUUCAAUUAUCCACUUUAAAAUAUCCUACUACUCAAAAUCCCAAAAAUUUUACAGAAAUGUUGGACACUAACAUGUCGAUACACUGCAACAGGCUGAGCUGUGAACAUUGAGAAAUAAACUCUUCUUUUGUACUCUCUAGACAUGCAUCAAGAAGUCUGUUCACUGACUCGCCUCUCUAGGAAUCAAAGUUUUAAAAGAUGACAUAAAAACAGAAGAAAGAAAAAGUCAAGGAGGCAGUAUAGGAGGGAAAUAAGAUCAGGGAAUAUAAGUGCAUUGAAGCACAGCAAUAAAAAGGGGGAAAAGGAAGAAGAUGGCAGAUAGAGAGAUAGAGGGAUGGGGGGGGCUAUGCAGAGGCGCAGAGAAAGAGAGGAAGCAGAUUGAAAGAAAGCACAGAAAGGACAGGGUGGUUACACGCUUGAAAGGAAGAGAGAAGGGAGGGGAAAACGUGCUGAGAUGGCAAAUAGGGGCCAAUAAAGUUUUUAACUGAUUGGUGAUUAAUGAGAGAGGGAGAAGAGAAGGAGGAGGAGGUGGAGCAGGGUGAUACCCCCUCCUUCUUCUCCCCAUCAUUCGCCUCUGGGAUGCUGCUGCUGCUAAACUGUACUUAGAGCAGCAUUUAAGGGUGACUGGACAUAUAUUCUGAGUUGGCAAAGGAUGUCUUUAUGAGAAUUUAUGGUAAUGAUGCUGGCAAGUUUUCCCUUUUGAGAUGAUUGACUGCGAAAUAAUGCAAACACUUUAUGACAGGUGAAUUUGGCUAAUUGCUGUCCUGGCACGGCUGUAGUCGGACUCUCUAAUCCGGAGCCAUUACUUUGGUUGAAACCCCUUUCACUCUCAGCACAGUAUGAGCAGGCGGAGCAGUUUACAGAGCACUUCAGUGGCCUACUGAGAUCCUUUUGUCUCUGUGAUUGCCGGGGCUGCUGAGCAGUGCAAUAUAACCCAGGUAAUAAAUCUAAGGUACUCUCCUCCUCCUGCGGUGACUCAGUCGUCCACCUGCUCUGUUUGGACAGCUCAUGCAGAGCUCACAGAAGCACACCGAGUCAUACAAAGCAGAGCGGGAGUGUAGGAUGCAGGCUUUCGUAUCAAGGGGGCCACUGCAAUGUGUGGCUGCAGCUGUCGCACCCACAUCUAAGGACACGUGAAGCCCACUCACACAUAAAGUGGUAGGGCCAGAAAAAUGCUGCAGACCCAAUACAAGGACCGCUCAUAGUCUUAAAGCUGCCACUAUACCAUAAAGGAAGUCUGAGACACGAGCACACAUAUUUCUCCAUAUUCUACGCACUGGUGCUGAUGCAGAGCUGUCACUGCUGUACAGAGUUUUCUCAUGUGUAAAAAGAAAGACAGAGUAUAACAGAGGGAAGUUGGUUUCAUGUGCUGUAUUUCAACAGACUUUAGAAUAUGUCAAAGAAGUCCACUGCAGUUACCGAGAGAUAUCUCUGACAAAAAGCUCCAUGGUUUUUCAGAUGUAAAGGUUCUUCUUUCCUUUUACCUUUAUUUUAUUUAAAAACACAAGGUUGUAAAUGUUAAAAAUAAAAGCAUAUUUGGAUUACUUACAUUAUUACUCAUCAAAACUCUUCAUUUUCUUAAAAACGGAGCAAAGACAAUGCACCAAACAUUGAAAUGGAAACAUGUUGUGCACGUUUAAAAUUUGAUGCCAGCAGCAGAUAUGGAAAAAGUUGGGAGGGGGGAUGAAAACCUCUGUGUUACAUCAUCUCUUUUUGGAAUCUGAGGAAACCAAGUAGUCAUAAAAAGUUGUCCUGUUUUUGCCUGUUAUAGGCUUUCAGCAGGUCCACAGUUUGUGGCCCCCUGAGUCUUUAUUUUCCUAUACAAUGUGCCAAAUGUUGAAAGUGGGUGGCAAGCUGUGAUAAGAAGGCCAAUUUAGCAUUUAAACUCCUAAACUGUAGAGCUGUGCUGUUGUUAAAAGUGCAAAAUGUUGUUUGGAGUUGCUUUGCUGAAAUGUCUCUGGUCUUCUCUAAAGAAGGUAUGGCCUGGAUGACAGCAUUUGCUGCCCUAAAACCUUUAUUGUUCAUCAUAAAUGAUGUCUCAAUGCUGGUUAUUUAACUGUGCUCUGACAACAAGCCAACAAGCGGCCUCUCUCCUCUUUUGAGCAGAGGGUGCAGCUUCCAUACACUUUCCCCAUAGUCCACCCUAAACAUCUCAAUGUCAUUCACCUAUGCUUUUUGAUCACAAUGCCAUACGUUUUGAGCCCAUGCAGUGAUUUCCACUACAGAGUUGUAUCUUUUUUGAAGCAGUUUCAUCUAAAGAGCCAAAGAUUUCAACCACUUUGUGCGAGUUAUCAGCCUCGUCACUGUUGCACAUAUACUGUAGAAAUUCUGAGUUAUUGGGACAUUAUUCUGACACUGGUGGAUUAAUUGCUCUGGUGAAAUGUUACCCAUCUUCUGACAGACUCAGCCUUCUUGUUCUACAAAAGUGGACUAGGGCGAAGUGAGGGGAAAAAAAUAAUUACAGAAAGGAGAUUAAAGUCGAAAUUUUGAGAUUAAAGUCAAAAUUUCAGGAUUAAAAAAAUCCAAAUUAUGUCAAUAAAGUCAAAAUUUUGAAUUAAAAAAAAAUUCUGAGAUUACAAAAUGUCAUGAAUAAUGUCAGAAUUAGGGAUUAAAAAAAAAUAAUAAUUUUGAGAAUUAAGUCGAAAUUUCAAGAUUGAAGUUGACAUAAAUAAAGUCCAAAUUUCGACUUUUUUAAAUUUUGACUUAAAUCUCGAAAUAGAAAUUAAAAAAUCUCCCUCCUGCAAUUAUUUUUUUCCUCUUCUUGUGGCCCUAAUCCUCUUUCGUAUUUUACACCCAGCUAAGUUUCUAACCUGUUUUUUUUACACCAUACAACAUUUUUUUGUACUUUUUCGAAACAUGUUGCUAGGAUCAGGUUUCAAUUGGCUAUAUGAUUAUAUGAUUUUUAUUAAACAAUAAACUGUUUUAAUCUCAACAUUUGAUGAA